UGAGAAACAGAGGUAGGAAUAAUAUAGUAAAAAUAGGGACAUAGGAAAAAAAGGGAUGCUUUAACAGGUGCUUUGAACAGUAGAUACAAUAGUGCUUAAUUGGUAGGUGUUUUGCAGCUAUUACUGCAGAGUUGGAAAAGAAUACUACGUUAUUAUAUUCAAAUUAAUACAAGUGUUCUGAACAUUCAGCUCAGUCCGUUAAGACAAGCUUCGCACUGCAAUAGAAAGCAAAACUUUACUUUUUUAAACAAAACAGAGAAGUUCAUUAAAACUGUACAGAAUGCUAAAGUGUUUUUCAGUGAUUCUGGUGUGUGUUGGUAGCAUGUGCCUAUGUGCCAUGGCUCAGGGCGGGAACAAAGGCAAAGCGGGUGAAUAUGGGGUGAAGCUGUGUGGUAGGGAGUUUAUUAGAGCUGUGAUAUUCACCUGUGGAGGGUCCCGGUGGAAAAGGCUGUCUUUGGACGUGGAUCGCUCUCAGAAUGUGAACAACCCUAUUAUGGGCGGUUCUAUCAAUGAUUACUCCAAAGAUAAUGACGACUUUGGUAAACUGCGAUCCAUCUUGCAAGGAGAACCGCCAAAGAAAGCUGACUUGCCCUACGGACAGGGAUCCAUGAAGGAGCUAUUUAACCUUUACGACGACUACAGCGAUUACGAGCAAAUGUCCAACGACUUCAACGAGUACGUCCGGCAGGUCGCUGAAGCCACACGGAAGCAGCAGAUGGCCCUAAGAGACAGCGGCAAUGCCCGUGCUGCGUCCCCUGGCAUCCCCUGGACCAAGUCGCCACGGAAGAAACGGGACUUGUCCAUGGGCGUGGCGGCGAUGUGCUGCAAGUGGGGCUGCACCAAAGCCGAGAUCAGCACUCUCUGCUGAAAACAAAAUAAUCCACUUCAAUCAUUCAGUUGUUUAGCUAUAUUUAUUCUAUGUCCAUGGACUGAAUGUCAUUGACAUGAAAAAAAAACCUGUUCCACAUUGUGAGAACCUACUUUACUCACAAAUGUAUUCUCACUUGAAUCAUAACACUAUGUUUCUUAGAAUACAAUAAAGUUGUACAGGUUUUGUUUUUUUGCUGCUGUAAUGUUUUGUUCUGUUUCUUUAUUCAAGCUUUUUUAAUCAAAUUACUAGCCACUAAUGUAUUGUGCUGGGGAGCUGAUAUAGAACGAUAUAAAAGAACAACAUUAAUAUAAAAUAUAACACAUCAAUUACCGACACAGGGCAUAUAAAUGGGGCAUUUGUUGCCUAUUUUACCUCCAACUCAAAUCCCUUUGUUUAUUAUUUAUUGUUAAUAAAAGGCAGUUGUACCCAAAUAUUAUUAAUUUACUAUCAAAGCAAAAUUAUGUUUCUGUAGUGUUGGUAGGGGGACAAUAAGGUGUACUGUAAUAGGCAGUAGAGACGUUUAACAAAAUGUUUAAAACAAUUGCCAUUCCUGUACUUUGAAUUUUAAUACAGUAGGCCUACUUUCAAUAUAAACAAUUCCACUUCAUAGAAAACAACGGGAAGGCUAUGGAAUUAAAUUCAGGUGUAGUCAAAAUAUAGUCACGUAUUCUGAUUAAACCAGAAAAAACAGUAGCAGUCAUGAUAGACAUUUAAAUGUCCAACCAACACUCAAUUUAAUGCCCACACCUAUUCUGCAUUCUUAAAAAAUAAAUAACAUUUAAGGGUACAUCAGUUCUCUUAUUUCAGAACCUCGUAAAAACAAAAUUACUGAAAAUGAGAUUAAUGAAUAUGCCUAAUAUUGAAAUGCAUAUACUGUAUCUCCAAACAGUCAUUUUGAUACACAUUCUUGCUCUCAGCCAGUGAUUUGUGAGGCAGUUUGAGGAAAUUAUUGAAGCACCACAAUGGAUCCUCACACCCCACACAAAUAUGCAGAAUUAAGAAAAGGCUUUAAACAUUUGAACAGUGAGGGAUUAGCAGUUUAUAUGCAAUUAACCAUUCGAUUUCUCGGCAUCGUUAUUGUAAAGAUAUUGUUAAAGAACAAUAAAUAUUUUUGCAAAACAACAAAAAAUAGCUAGCUAUAACAGUAAGGCUAUUCAAAUUAACUUAAUGUUAACUCCAAAAUCUCAAAAUUAUAUAUUCUAAACAGC
Polyodon spathula (Mississippi paddlefish) is the source of this 2079-nucleotide messenger RNA. Its product is annotated as relaxin-3-like. The record is from RefSeq and is a predicted model, not a curated record. Lineage: Eukaryota; Metazoa; Chordata; Actinopteri; Acipenseriformes; Polyodontidae. The transcript has 2 exons. Gene Ontology annotation, molecular function: hormone activity. The coding region runs from base 281 to 868 and encodes 195 amino acids. Gene Ontology annotation, cellular component: extracellular region.